AUGACCGCUAGACCAACAGCGCAGAGGCUGCUUCGCCUCUCCUCUAGACCAAUGUCAACCCACACGACAGCAGCCUCCGCGCCCGCAGAGGCAGCCGCUGCCAACCCGGCCCACAACCAGAUAAUGAAGCUCCCCGACGGCCGCACGCUCGGCUUCGCCGAGUACGGCGACCCUCGCGGACUCAAGACACUACUCUACUUCCACGGGUACCCUUCCUCGCGCGUCGAGGCCAAGGCGCUGCACCGCCUCGCCGCCGUGCACUCCAUCCGCGUGCUCGCCCUCGACCGCCCCGGCUACGGCCUCUCCACGCCGCAACCACGCCGCCAGCUCCUCGACUGGCCGCGCGACGUCGCCGCCUUCGCCGACCGCCAGGGCCUCGACCGCUUCGCCGUGCUCGGCGCCUCCGGCGGCGGGCCCUUCGCCGUCGUGCUCGCGAAUCGCUGCCCGGGCUUGCUGGCCGCCGCCACGGCGGCGGCGCUGCGCGUCGUGCGCUGGCUGGUGGGCACGCGGUUCGUCGAACAGCGGCUGGACGCCUGGCUGGAGCUGGCGACGCGGCAAGCGCGCGACAAGGAGGCCCGGCGGCUGGAGAGGGACCCGGGCGCGCGGCCGAGCCUGGUCGUGGGGACGGCGGAGGAGGACGGGCGGCGGGUGGCGGAGCGGCGGGUGGCGCUGCUCGAUUUGCUGGUCGGCGAGCCGUUCGCGCAGGGGCCGGACGGCGCGGUGCAGGAAGCGCGCAUCCUGACCGAUGACGACUGGGGGUUUCGGCUGGAGGAGGUCGGCGUGCCGAUCAAGAUCUGGCACGGCGCAAAGGACACAAACGCUCCGAUCGAGGCCAUUCGCUACCUCGCGGACAGACUGCCCCGCGCGGAGCUGCACGAGUUUGCGGAGGACACGCACUACACGAUGGGUGAUCACGUCGAGGAGGCGGUACUGGAUUUGAUGGGCGAGAACAAUGGCGAGGAGAAAGUAUAA
Molecule: messenger RNA, 972 nt
Organism: Cordyceps fumosorosea ARSEF 2679
Lineage: Eukaryota; Fungi; Ascomycota; Sordariomycetes; Hypocreales; Cordycipitaceae
Product: alpha/beta hydrolase fold-1
Exons: 1
Coding region: 1-972 (323 amino acids)
Source: RefSeq, a predicted model, not a curated record